Molecule: messenger RNA, 1315 nt
Organism: Rubroshorea leprosula
Lineage: Eukaryota; Viridiplantae; Streptophyta; Magnoliopsida; Malvales; Dipterocarpaceae
Source: the annotation of a GenBank genome assembly
AUCGUUCUGUCACCGUAGCACUUGGGUUAGCCUUCUGUUCUGUGUGAGUGAGGUAAGUAAAUUAUGGUAAAGCCCUUCGAUUUUAAAGCUUGUUUUAAAUUGUUUUUGAGAUGGUGGCAAGCUUUAAAUUGAUUUUAUCGGCAUUUGAGUGUGAUUAAACUGGAAUGGAAAUUGUGAUGGUUUUUAUGAGAAUUUCACAGUUUUCUGGAAUUGAGCAUGAUUGAAAUGAAAAGUGAGAAUUUCAUUGUUUUUUUUUUCUGGAGUUAUUGCACCGAGCAUGAUUGGUUUGAAAUGAAACUGUUUUCAUUGGUAUUGAGUACAGCAUGCCUAUUUGGAAUUGACUAAACUGUUUUGAUGAACUGAGAGUUUGCAAAUUCUGAGUUUUCUGAUAAAUCCAUGCCCACAUGGAUUUUUCUGGUUAUUUCUGAAAUUGGGAUUGAUUGUGAAACUUGGGUUCUCUGUAAACUCUGCAUGGUUUUGUCUCAGAUAUAGUCAUGAUUACUGAUUACUGUGCUCGCUAGUGGGAGGUUUAUAAACGCUAGCACAUGUCGACAUGUUUACUGAUAUGACCGGUCCAUUCUGUAACCCUACCAAUGGGGGUUAAACAUUGGUAAUUACUGUCGCCUGCCAGUAGGAGUUGUAAACACUGGCACCAUUACUGACGCCUGCCAGUGGGAGUUGUUAAACACUGGCACUUCUGUAACCUUGCCUAUGGGGUUAAACAUUGGCAACUACUGUGCCCGCCAGUGGGAGGUUUAUAAACGCUGGCCAUGACUUAUAGAUGAGACUACUGAACUGAGUUUUAUUCUGCAUGAACGGUUUGUCAUGAGGCUUUGAUAUUGAACUGAAUCUGAUUCUGUUUUAAUGGUUUGUCAUGAAACGAUUUGUUAUUGAACUGAAUUUGAUUCUGUUUUAACAGUUUAUCAUUGAAAGUUCUGUUAUGCUUACAUGGUUUGUCUGGCAUGUUUAAAAGUUUUACCCGAGGGCUAUCCAUAUUUACUUACUGAGUUAUCUCAUAGUUUUCCUUGUCUACCAUUUCAGGAAGUGAAACCGAGGACGGGGAAAUCACGGGAAGUGACGAGUUAGAAGGCUAGCCAUUUCGAGAUUGAGCAUAGAUUUAGAAAUAAAUCAUGAUCUUGUAUUUGGAGAUUUAUGAUAUCAGAGAGAUUUUAUAAUUUGAUCUUCAGAUUUUGAUGGUAUUAGUUUGUGAUUUGAAUAAAUCCCGAGCCUUGUGCACUUAUGGGACCCGUCUCACGAGUGCACGGCAUCUGCCACGUCCCUGGAUUUGGGUUCUGGGGCGUGACAACUUGACAUU